This is a messenger RNA of Microplitis demolitor, 2230 nucleotides long. RefSeq lists its product as uncharacterized. The coding region runs from base 419 to 2215 and encodes 598 amino acids. The transcript has 4 exons. The record is from RefSeq and is a predicted model, not a curated record. Gene Ontology annotation, cellular component: BRCA1-A complex; BRISC complex. Lineage: Eukaryota; Metazoa; Arthropoda; Insecta; Hymenoptera; Braconidae. Gene Ontology annotation, biological process: double-strand break repair. Gene Ontology annotation, molecular function: metallopeptidase activity; polyubiquitin modification-dependent protein binding.
AUUAAUAUACAUAUAUUUUUAAAUAUUUAAUUUUUUUUACAACUUUUUAUUUUUAUAUUUUUACAUUUGUAUGAAAGUAGUCACAUACAUUUCUAUUUUGCGACAUUUUUUUUUUACCGAUUCUAUGCUACCGCUCAAGAAUUAUUAGCCAGUAUUGUACAUACAUACAUUUUCACAUUCCAUACGCGGGGUGGUUUAGUCCAUAUUUUACGCCGAUGAUUAAAAUAGUACACAAUACAAAUACCAUAAUAAUUAUAUGAGUUUAGAAAAAAUAGUGGGGAUAUGAGAAAGAGUGUUACAUUAUGAAGGUAGUGGGAGUGAAAUCAAAGCAAGUGUAAACAAACCUUUUCAAACUUUUUAAGACCAUAUAAACAAAAAUAUAUAACAUUUAAUUAUAAACUAUAAGUGACUAGCUAAAAUGGAUUUAGUGAGCAACACAAACAAUGAAAAACAGGAACCCCAACUGUCUAAUUCUGUUUUAAUUGUAAGAGUUCCUGUCAAACAUACAAAUUUAGGAAUCAGAAGUCACGCAAUGGAUAUGAGUACCAUGGUGGAGCUUACGUCAUUCAGCACCCUCGGGAAAAUUCAACCGUUUUUAGUAACAAUUUCUACUACUGCCGCUUUAAUUGUAGACUUACAUUGUCAUCUCACUGACAAAGAAGUUUGCGGUUAUCUAGGUGGACAUUGGGAUAUAAAUGCUCAUAAUUUGGCAAUUACAAGCGCAUUUCCUUGCCGAUAUGCUGGAAAAGAUAAAACAGCUGCUGGAAUGGUUGAAGCCGAAAUAGCAAGGGCUAUGGAAUGGCAACGAGUAACUUUAGUAGGAUGGUAUCACUCUCAUCCUCGGUCUCAUGCAUCACCAUCGUUGAGAGAUGUCGAUUAUCAGCUUGACUAUCAAAUAAAAAUGAAAGGACCUAGUGAUAAUGGAUAUACUCCUUGUGUAGGCUUGAUUUGUUCACCAUACAAUGCUGAUGGCAAUUGCUAUGAGUCAAAUUUUAAUAUCUUCUGGUCAAUGCCACCACCUGAAAAUCGACCCCAUGAGUAUCCUCGUCCAAUGCUUCUCAGUUAUACAAUAUCACAAGAAUUAUUUUUGUCACAAGAUGCACUCGACGAAAUUAAAAAAUGCAUCGAAUAUUAUAGAAGUGAAGGAGGUAUUAACUUUAAAAUGAACUUCAACAGCAACACAACAUAUUUGGAAAGAUUACGAAAUUCCCUUGCAUCAAAAUUACCAGGACGUAAUCGAGGAAAUGAUACUGGGUACUGGGAAGUAAUUAAAAAAAUGAUUCUUCCAGAUUCACCAAUCGAAGCUAGAUCAGAUGCUUUUAUUACCGUACAAUUCCCACCUCUCGGCAUGUCUGAAUCAUUAACUCAGACUACGUCUGGAUUAAAUACCAAUAAUGUUUUCCUUGCUCCCGUAGCUUUUAAGCCAGACAACAAUAUCAUGACACCUUUACAAAAAUUUGAUUCUCAGCCAUCGACAUCUUCUCGGGAUUGUAAAAAAGAAAUAAUCGAUGACACAAUUAAAGACAAUCGGUUGUAUACUAAAAUAGAAAAAUCUGAUAUUACACCAACUUUUAGAUCAGGUGAGCUUACAGUUUCCGUAAAAACUGUUAAUAAAAUGGAGUUUGAGCCGACGUCACUAGAUUUUUCAAAACUUACGAGUCCACUCUCUAUAGAAGCAUUGAAUAAGAUGCGUUCAAGCUUAUCUUCUGAUUUUUCUCUUCCUGAUUUGUCACAACAAAUGACACCACUGCCAGAUUUAAGUAAAUUAGCAAACUUUUCUCCUGCUGAUCUUGCUAAACUAUCAGCAUUCCCUUUAAACGAGUUGACUAAAGUUUCAUCGAACAUGUACAAUCGAAAUAUUGCUAACUUAUUCAACCCUAUUAACAAAAAUAGUUCUCUUAAUUCAACAAAAGAUGUAAUUGAUCGAAAGAAUGAAUACACACAAAAUGAAAGCAUUCCACUGUCUUGCUUCAACCUAGACUCAUGUAGAGUAGAUAACCUAGCAGAUCGUAAGAAACCUUUAGAACCUACAAACGAUGGGAUAAAAUCAAAACGUCCUACUAAUUUUUCUGUUGCUGAUGAGCUUUCAAUAUCAAGCGUUCGACCGGAUUUUGGAGCAAUGCUUGACAUGUCAAUGAUGCAUGGAAAAAUUCAUCAAGCCUCAGCAAUUAAUGACUCAAGUGAAUCAUUGAAUCUUUCUAAAGAUCGGUCAUAAAGAUCUCCGGAUUUU